AUGUGUGCAAGUACUAGAGGAAUGAUCUGCACAGGGCAUUGUAAAAAAGCUGGAAAAUGGUGGAGAUGGCUUGUUUACGAGCUUUGGAAGAAUGUUGUCUUUUCUAGCAUUGGACAAACUGCUGCCAAAAUUGGAGAUCAUCUACGGGUGAAGAUGCUCAACACAAAACUGCUAGCUAAACGACCAAAAUAUUGGGGUCUUGCUAAACAAGCCCGGUGUUUGUCAAAUAUGCCAUGGGAGUUUGUCUGA
Ilex paraguariensis (yerba mate) is the source of this 249-nucleotide messenger RNA. NCBI's taxonomy places the organism in Eukaryota, Viridiplantae, Streptophyta, Magnoliopsida, Aquifoliales, Aquifoliaceae. The record is from the annotation of a GenBank genome assembly.